Molecule: messenger RNA, 3487 nt
Organism: Etheostoma spectabile (orangethroat darter)
Lineage: Eukaryota; Metazoa; Chordata; Actinopteri; Perciformes; Percidae
Product: zinc finger protein 91
Exons: 5
Coding region: 142-2691 (849 amino acids)
Biological process (GO): regulation of transcription by RNA polymerase II
Cellular component (GO): nucleus
Molecular function (GO): RNA polymerase II cis-regulatory region sequence-specific DNA binding; DNA-binding transcription activator activity, RNA polymerase II-specific
Source: RefSeq, a predicted model, not a curated record
AUACAUCAACGCAGUCACACUGGAGAGAAGCCCUACAGCUGUGAUCAAUGUGGUAAAACCUUUACUGAUAGUAGUGGCCUUAAAUCUCACCAGCUUGUUCACACCGGAGAGAAGCCAUACUGGUGUGAAUACUGUGGGAAAAUGUUUUCUCGAAGUAAUGCCCUUAAAAUACAUCAACGCAUUCACACUGGAGAGAAGCCGUACAGCUGUGAUAUAUGUGGUAAAACCUUUUCUGAGAGCAGUGGCCUUAAAUCUCACCGACGUGUUCACACUGGAGAAAAGCCGUACUCGUGUAAACAAUGUGGGAAAACGUAUGUUGUGAGUAGCAGCCUUAAAUAUCACCAACGUGUUCACACUGUGGAGAAACCAUACCGGUGUGAUCAAUGUGGGAAAACCUUCACUACUAGUAAUGGCUUUAAAUAUCACCAGCGCAUUCACACUGGAGAGAAGCCGUACAGCUGUGAACACUGUGGGGAAACAUUUUCUCAGAGCGGUAGCCUUAAAGCUCACCAGCGCAGACACACCGGAGAGAAGCCAUACUCGUGUGAACAAUGUGGGAAAACGUUUUCUGUGAGUAGUCGCCUUAAAUCUCACCAACGUGUUCAUAGUGGAGAGAAGCCGUACCCGUGUGAACACUGUGGAAAAACGUUUUCUGGCAGUACUCACCUUAAAUCUCACCAACGUGUUCACACUGGAGAGAAGCCGUACUGGUGUGAACAAUGUGGGAAAAUGUUUUCUCACAGCUGUAACCUUAAACGACACCAGUGCCUUCACACUGGAGAGAAUCCGAAAUAUUUUUUGGAGCUGGCACAGCAUCGUGAAAACGUUGAUCUACUGUCAGCUGUUGAGACGGAGGGCACAAGGAAAGGUGUCAGGGAGGCAUCGGGAGACUCAGAGGAGCGAGGGAGCAAAAGAAAGAAGGAGGAGAAACAAUCCUUCACAACAUCUGAUACUUUAAAGAUUCAUCAGAGAGUUCACACUGGAGAGAAUCUACACAGCUGUGAUCAAUGUGGAGCAGCUUUUACACUGAAGAGUAACCUAAUAAUACAUCAACGCAAUCACACCGAAGAGAAACCAUACCGGUGUGAUCAAUGUGGGAAAACCUAUACUAAUAGUUGGAGCAUUAAAUAUCACCAACGUGUUCACAACGGAGAGAAGCCAUACUCGUGUGAACACUGUGGGAAAACGUUUUCUGUGAGUAGUAGCCUUAAAUCUCACCGACGCAUUCACACUGGAGAGAAGCCGUACGGCUGCAAGCUAUGUGGUAAAACAUUUUCUGAAAGCAGUAGUCUUAAAUGUCACCAACGUAUUCACACCAAAGAGAAGCCGUACUUGUGUGAACAAUGUGGGAAAACGUUUUCUGUGAGUAGUGCCCUUAAAUCUCACCAGCGUGUUCACACUGGAGAGAAACCGUACCGGUGUGAUCAAUGUGGGAAAAUCUUUACUCACAGUAGUGCCUUUAAAGAUCACCAGCGUGUUCACACCGGAGAGAAGCCGCACUGGUGUGAACAAUGUGGGAAAAUGUUUUCUCGGAGUAGUUACCUUAAAAAACAUCAACGCAUUCACACUCGAGAGAAGCCAAGAAGAGGAAAGGGACCAAAAUGUCACCACUGUCAACACUGUGACAAAUCCUUCACAACAUCUGGAACUUUAAAGAUUCAUCAGAGAGUUCACACUGGAGAGAAUCUACACAGCUGUGAUCAAUGCGGGGCAGCUUUCACACUGAAGAGUACCCUAAAAUUACAUCAACACAGUCACGCUGGAGAGAAGCCGUACAGCUGUGAUCUAUGUGGUAACGCCUUUACUGAUAAUGACUUUAUAAGACACCAGCUCGUUCACACCGGAGAGAAGCUGUACAGCUGUGAACAUUGUGGGAAAACAUUUUCUGAGAGCCGUAACCUUAAAUCUCACCUGCGCAUUCACACCAGAGAGAAGCCGUACUGUUGUGAUAUAUGUGGUAGAGCAUUUUCUGAGAGUGGUACUCUUAAAUCUCACCAGCGCACUCACACCGGAGAGAAGCCGUACUCGUGUGAAUGUGGGGAAACGUUCUCUCAGAGCUGUAGUCUUAAACGACACCAGCGCAUUCACACUGGAGAGAAGCCGUACUGUUGUGAUAUAUGUGGUAGAGCAUUUUCUGAGAGCGGUAGUCUUAAAUCUCACCAACGUGUUCACACCGGAGAGAAGCCGUACUUGUGUGAAUGUGGGGAAACGUUCUCUCAGAGCUCUAGUCUUAAACAACACCAGCGCAUUCACACCGGAGAGAAGCUGUACUGUUGUGAUAUAUGUGGUAGAGCAUUUUCUGAGAGCGGUAGUCUUAAAUCUCACCAGCGCAUUCACACCGGAGAGAAGCCGUACUCGUGUGAAUGUGGGGAAACGUUCUCUCAGAGCUGUAGUCUUAAACGACACCAACGCAUUCACACUGGAGAGAAGCCGUACUGUUGUGAUACAUGUGGUAGAGCAUUUUCUGACAACGGUAGUCUUAAAUCUCACCAACGUGUUCACACCGGAGAGAAGCCGUACAGCUGUGAUAUAUGUGGUAGAGCAUUUUCUCAAGUUGGUAGCCUUAAAUCUCACCGACGUGCACACAAUGGAGAGAAACCGUACCGGUGUGAUCAAUGUGGGAAAUCAUUUUCUCAGAGUAGUAACCUUAAAUCUCACCAGCGCAGACACACUGAAGAGAAGUCGAAAUAGUCUGAACAAGUACAUUAGCUUUAAAUAAGCAAAACUACAAAGAGACUUAUGAAAGUGCAGCUUCAAGAAAAAACUAUAAACAAUUACUACAGUGGGGUUUGAAGGUUUGGACACCCCAGGUAAAAAUGUGUAUUAAUGUGCAUAAAGAAGCCAAGAAAAGAUGGGAAAAUCUCCAAAAAACCUCAAAUGACAGAUUAGACAUUCGUAUAAUACGUCACAAAAAGUUGGAUUUUAUUUCCAUCAUUUACACUUUCAAAAUAACAGAAAACAAAGAAAUGACGUCUGCAAAAGUUUGGGGCCCCCUGCAGAAUUAAUACCAUGUACCCCCCCCCCCUCCCCCUUCUUGUAGCCAGCCAAGAGUCUUUAAUUCUUGUUUGAGGUAUCUUCGCCCAUUCUUUCUCCAACAGUCUUCCAGUUCUUUGAGAUCUGUACCUGGAUCUGGUCAGUCACGCACUGCUCUUUUAAAGGUCUAUCCAUAGAUUUUACAUUAUGUUGAGGUCAGGAGAUUGUGAAGGCCAUGGCAAAACCUUCAGUUUACUCUUCUUGAUGUAAUCCACAGUGGAGUUUGAGGUGUGUUUAGGAUCAUUAUCCGUUUGUAGAAGCCAUCCUCUCUUUAACUUCAGCUUUUUCACUGAUGGCAUUGAGUUAGCGUCCAAAAUUUGCUGAAAUUGUAUUGAAUCCAUUUCUCCUUCUACUCGUGAAAUGUUCCCUGUGCCAUGAGAACGGCUGAUUGUAUUCAGGGGGAGGUUUGCGAGCUUUUGACUAAUUCUGGGAUUUUUAACCCAUGUAUAAUCAU